Molecule: messenger RNA, 3309 nt
Organism: Microtus oregoni (creeping vole)
Lineage: Eukaryota; Metazoa; Chordata; Mammalia; Rodentia; Cricetidae
Product: zinc finger protein 426-like
Exons: 7
Coding region: 414-2075 (553 amino acids)
Biological process (GO): regulation of transcription by RNA polymerase II
Molecular function (GO): RNA polymerase II cis-regulatory region sequence-specific DNA binding; DNA-binding transcription factor activity, RNA polymerase II-specific
Source: RefSeq, a predicted model, not a curated record
GGACAGGGACUCCCUGCAGGUUGAUGGGGGAGGACAAAGGCCAGGGUGCUGAGCUCUGCUCUACGCGCCUAGGCGCCUCCGGACGUGGCCAAGUCUGAGGCCUCUCAGGCUGUCGGUCCCCGGGGUGGGAAAGACCGCAGAGGGCGCGUCCUGGCUGUGUCCGCAGCGCCCGCUCUUCAAAAGCCGCCAGAGCAACUUUUAUGGGAAAAAAAAGCUGGUUGUUUUGUUUUUGUUUGUUUUCUCAGAAGGGAACGAAUUUUCGCUGGAGUAGUUGGAGUGACCAGCGUCAUAAACGUUGUGAUUUCAGCGCCUUUGGCAAUGGAGAGUGCCACUGUCCUCUGAACCCACCAGCUGCACUGCAGUGACGGCAGCUCCAGUGGAAAGAACAUCCAGACCCACUUCUGUGUUACAGGAUGGCAGCCACUGACUUUUCCCACGAUCUUUCAGGGGACUCAGUCUGCCGUCAAGAAGAGAAGGUAUCAGCACAAAGGAUGCUGACUGACUGCCUGACGAAUUAUCAGGAGUUGGUGAACUUUGAGGAUGUGGCUGUGGACUUUACCCAGGAAGAGUGGACCUCACUGAACUCAUCCCAGAGAAGCCUCUACAGAGACGUGAUGCUGGAGAACUACCGGAACCUGGCCACAGUAGGAUAUCAGCUCAUCAAACCCAGUCUGGUUUCUUGGUUGGAACAAGAAGAAUUUAGAACAUGUCAGAACAUAGUUUUCCCAGAAUGGAAAAUGCAGCCUGAAACCAAAUGUUCGGCAUUCCAACAGGAAUUUUUGAGGGGUAACAUGCCCAGUGGGUUGCAAAUGCAAACAGGAAGCCAGAGUGGAGGAGAGCUCCAUAACUGGAUGGAGUCUGGAGCCUUCUGCAGUGACCUCUCACCCCUUCAGACACAUCCGAAAACUCAAGCGACACGGGAUGACGAUGAUUGCGGUCAGUACAGAAGAGACUUCCUGAUGCUUCCCAAGAAAAGCUGCGCUGGUGAGGAACCUUCUGGACUCAGUGAGAGUGAGGGAGCCUCUACGACCCCAGUUAAAGUUGAUCGAAAAACUGCCACACAAGAGAAGUCUUUAGAAUGCAUUGACUGUGGGAAGUUUUUUAUUAAUCAGACACAUCUUCAAACACAUAGAAGAACUCACAGUGGAGACAGACUUUAUGAUUGGAAUGAAUACGGGAGAAGUUUCAUAAACUCGAGACUGGCUGUGCUCAUAGAAACUCUCAAUGCAAAGAAGCCGUACAGGUGUAAGGAGUGUGGGAAAGGCUAUAGAUACCCUGCAUAUCUAGACAUUCACAUGCGAACCCACACUGGUGAGAAGCCCUAUGAAUGUAAGGAGUGUGGGAAAGCCUUCAAUUACUCCAACUCAUUUCAGAUACACGGAAGAACUCACACUGGAGAGAAACCCUAUGUGUGUAGUCAGUGUGGGAAAGCCUUCACUCAGUACUCAGGACUUAGUAUACAUGUUAGAUCUCACAAUGGUGACAAGCCUUAUGAAUGUAAGGAGUGCGGGAAAGCCUUCCUUACAUCCUCACGACUUAUUCAACAUGUAAGAACGCACACAGGAGAGAAGCCUUUUGUGUGUGUCAAAUGUGGCAAAGCCUUUGCUAUUUCUUCAAAUCUGAAUGGACAUUUGAAGAUGCACGCUGAAGAGAAGACAUGCGUGUGCAAGAUUUGCGGGAAAGCAUUUGGGUAUCCUUCAUGUCUUAACAAUCACAUGAGAACGCAUAGUGCCAAAAGGUCACACACAUGUAAGGAAUGUGGGAAGGCCUUCAACUAUUCCACUCACCUUAAAAUUCACAUGCGCAUCCACACUGGGGAAAAACCCUAUGAGUGCAAACAGUGUGGAAAAGCCUUCAGUCAUUCCACUUCAUUCCAGAUACACGAAAGAACCCACACUGGAGAGAAGCCCUAUGAAUGUAAGGAGUGUGGGAAAGCCUUCAUCUGCCCCAGUUCCUUCCGAAUUCAUGAAAUAAGUCACACUCACACUGAAGAAAAACCAUAUAAGUGUCAGCAGUGUGGAAGAGCCUACAGUCAUCCCCGUUCCCUUCGGAGGCAUGAAAGAACUCACCAGUGAGUAGCCUGGCUGAUGGAAGCUGUGUGAGAAAGCCAUGAUUUGCUCUAGUUUACUUUGAAGACAUGAUGGUACUCACAGUGGAGAGAAACUGUUAAAAUUAUAUAUACAGCUUGGAGCAGUACUGUAUGGUAGCUGCUCAGGAGGCUGAAGAUGGGGGAUAAAUUUAAAUCCAAACUGGGCAACACAAGUACUCCAUGUCAAAAAAAUUAAAACGAUUGCUGACAAGAUGGCUCAGUGGAUAAAAUCACUUGUUGUGAAUGUCUGACAUCUUGAAUUUGAUCUGUAUGCGUGUAAAAUAGACAAUAGUGGCAUUCAUCUGUAUUGCCAACAGUCCUACAAGAUAGGAGUCCGGCAGGAGAAUCGCCUGGAAGCUCACAGGCCAGCUAUCUUCUGAGAGACCUUAUCAUGCUUCAACAGGGUAAGAGGACCAGUGCCUUACAGUUGUCCUCUGACCUCCGUAUGUUUGCUUACUUCCCACAUAUGCCACAGUCAUAAGUAAAUUUUUAAAGAACUUAAUGGAGGGCCAUUGAGAUGGCUCAGCAGAUAAAAGCAUUCUACAUACAAUCCUGACAACUUGGGUUCUAUCCCUGGUUCCCCACAGUGUAAGGAGAGAAGUGGCUCUUAUAAGCUGUCCUCUGACCUCCACGUGAAUGCUGUGGCACCCAAGCCCACUUGCCAGCCCCCAGUAAUAAUAUAUUUUGAAAAUUAAAAUGAGGGUCUGUAGAGAUGGCUUAAACAGUUAGAAGCACCUGCCGCUCUUGCAGAGGACAUGGAUUCAGUUCUCAGCACUCACAUGGCAACUCGCAACUAUCCACAACUCUAGUUCCAGGGGAUUUGGCACCCUCUCUGGCCUCUGUAAGUGCUCAGCAAACAUAGACUUCACCUACAUGUGCAGGCAAAACACUUAUUAUACACGUAAUGACAAUGAAAAGGAAGGUAUGUUGUAAUGAGCCCCUUUGGGCAGCAUGACUGAUGUCCUCAGAAGGUUAAGGUGCAGCAGGAUGCACACGGAGAUGAUCAUAAUAAAUAAUAAGUCUUCAGCCUUCUGCAAAUAGAGACAGAUUGUUACCAAGGAGUUUCUGCUUGUGGCCUCCAGAGGAAACUACCUGAGCUGUGCUGAUCUUUGAUCUCCAGCCUCCAAAUUGUAAGAAAUGAAUAACCAUGUUUAAGCUACCUGGUGUGUUUCUUUGUUGCAUUAGCUCUAACAAAUAGAUGUAAUAAUCAAUGAAUAAAC